This is a messenger RNA of Macroventuria anomochaeta, 5463 nucleotides long. RefSeq lists its product as uncharacterized. Gene Ontology annotation, cellular component: HOPS complex; late endosome. Gene Ontology annotation, biological process: endosomal vesicle fusion; protein targeting to vacuole. Lineage: Eukaryota; Fungi; Ascomycota; Dothideomycetes; Pleosporales; Didymellaceae. The record is from RefSeq and is a predicted model, not a curated record. The transcript is spliced from 5 exons. The coding region runs from base 1 to 5463 and encodes 1820 amino acids.
AUGCCCAUGGCUUCGUUUUGCAGGCGCUUGAGUUUCUGCUCUGGCGUCUCGGUCCAUGCGCUGCUGAUUCCUCCUCCACCACCAGCGCUCUUCCCAGUGUUGAAUUUCCGCGCCCGCUGUUUCGUGGGAUCCAGGCGCGCAGCGAGAUCGUCCUGGGUCGGCGGCAUGGUCAUCCAGUCGUCCCUCUGCGCCUUCCUGGGCGCAUCCGUGAACUGCGGGUCGGUGUCGAAUGCGCUCUUGGCAGACGGGUUGUGGUCAUGUGUGUCGGCGCUGUAUGUGGCGCCUGCUGGGGGCGGCGCAGGGCCGAAGCCGUCGUCGCUGCUGUCUGAGGCGUCGUCUGAGCGCGGGGUUGGCGGCCGUUCGUCGAGGGCAGCUGGCGGUGCGGCGGGGCCCAUGACGCGAGUCGGUUGUACAGCUGGCGGGGGGGCGGGGCCAACAUCGCUUUCUGGGGAGCUUGACCGUGAGCCGGCGACUGGCGGGAGGGUUGGGCCAGCGGUGCGCGGAGGAGAGGCGGCGGAUGCGAGCGCUGGGCCUGCCACUCUGCGGCGCUUGUCGCUGGCGUGUGGGCUUGACGCGCGGUCGUCCUCAGCGCCGCGAGUGCGCUUCGAGGGUUGCGGGGGCAUUGCUGGCCCGAUCGAAGGCAUUGUGGGCGUUUGCGCGGUCGAGGUGUGCGGGAGGUUGCGGGCGGUCGCGGGCGGUCGCGGGAGGUUGGGAGGGAGCGGGAGCUCAGAUCCGGGGCCGGGCCACACCGGCGCUCGCAACGACCCCGACAACACGAUAGACACGGGCGAUCGCAUCCAGCACGAGCCGGUAGUCGAGCGCGGAGAGGGGGAAGAGGCGGUCAAUGGCAUAGUCAAUGGCAUAGUCAAUGGCAUACCGGGGCUGGUGGACGAGGCCGACGGGCUCGCGUCGGUCGACAGCGGCUCCAAUGGCUCGACCCUGGCCCGCACGAGACGCAGGCAGGAGCAGGAGCAGGAGCAGGAGCAGCAGAUGCAGCAGCCCAUCGAGGCUGGCACGACUGAGCUGCCCCCGCGGCCCAGCGCAGGCACACCGGCGAGCUUCGCAUCGACUUCCACGCCCGAUGACCCCCCGUCGAUCCAGGGCUCCGCCGUCUCCUCGCCCAGGAGCAGCGUCGCCUACGCGUACCACUCGCCCCGCCCAAACAGAGCUGCGCUCCAGCCCUUUGAGCGCCGCUUCUCCUCCCGAUUGUCGCCCGCACCGCCUGCAACCCCGCGUGGGGCGUCUCCGGCCUUCCUGUCCGCCCACUCGCGCCAGUCCUCACUGUCCAGCAACGUGCUCUUCCAGCAGCUGCCUGACGAGGCAGACACACCGCAGCCGCCAUGGGACGUCGUGCGCUGGACCAAGCUGAACAAGAUCACCGGCCAGGUCUUCUCAGAAGUGGGCAAGCGCAACUUUGGCAGGCCUACGUGUCUCAACGUGGCUGCGUCGCUGGUCGUCGGAACCUCAAAGGGGUUCAUCCUCGUCUUCGACUACCAGCAGGUCUUGAAGUCCAUCAUCGGGCCGGGCACCAAGGCCGUCGAGUGCGGUGCCACCACUGCCCUCGCCAUUUCUGCUGACCACUCGACCAUCGCCGGUGGCCAUGCCACAGGCCACAUCUUCACCUGGGAGCUCUCGAAGCCAGCAAAGCCCUUCCUGCACAUCCCCCCACUCGACCGCGCCGGCCUGGACGACCUCAGGUCUGAUGGCCACGUCUCGGGCGUAGCGAUUCUGCACCUCGGCUUCCUCGGUACGCGACACACGGCACUCGUCUCUGCUGACGAUGGCGGCAUGGCCUUCUCGCAUCUCGCUACUCGUGGCCUCGGCGCCAUCGCAAGGAGCGUCAAGACCACUCGAAUCCUGGGCAGGUAUCCCCUCUCGGCGAAGUCGCUAGAGAAGCCGCGAAAACCAAGCUCGGUUCUCGCGUUUGCGCCCCUGCCACUAGGCAACGUUGAGCAACCGACGGAUGUAAUGGGUUUGACUGCGCUGCUCACACCCUAUCUGCUCGUCAUCGUGUCGACUACCCCUGUUGCCCAGACGCAGCACAAGGCGCCGCGGCCAAACGAGGUUGCGCUCCAGAGUGCCAUGAGCGGCUGUUUGGCAUGGUUCCCUGCCGUGAAGCUGAAGCACGCAGCCGGCGAUGCUGCAAAAGCCGUAUCCAAGACAAAACUGGUCUACUGCUGGUCCAACAUCCUGACCGUUCUGGAUGUGGCUAGCUUCGUCGCACCUCCUACCGAGAAGGAGAAGCCUACGGAAUUACAGUUCUCAGCGCGAAGUCGCUGGAGAGCCGAAGAGACCAUAGUGGCAGUGCAGUGGCUCAGCAGAUCAGUGCUCGGCGUACUGACCAUCAGCCAGCGACUUCUCAUCCUCGAGGACACCACCCUGCGGACGACAGACUCAUUCGACCUGCUGCAGAAGCACAUAUACCACUCCGACCUGUUCUCGCGGCAGCUGCGUCCUGCCGUGGAACAGCACGACGAGGAAGACGCAUCACUGCAUGGCGUGGUCGCUGAUGCGUUCUACAUGAGCUUCAGGGCUUACAAGGGACGGCUUUUCUUGCUCGGCUUCAAUGACGUCUCUAUCGGAACGCUCUCGAACUGGGCGGACCGCUUAAUGGCUCUCAUGAAAGAUGGCGACUUCAUUGCAGCCAUCGGACUCGCCACGUCUUACUACGUUGGCGACGCUGACAAGCUCACCGUUGGACUGCCCGAGGAUGAUCAAGCACGGCACGCGCUUGUGCGGGAGAAGCUCCUCGAGAUGAUCACCGCAUCGCUCAAGUAUGCCUUCUCACAGAACGACGAGAGCGACGAUGUAAGGGAGGCACGGCUCAAAGAGCUGGCGGAGGUCUGCUUCACAGCUUUGUUCAGCAUGAAGGAACUUGACUUCUUGUUCGAAGACGUUUACGAAGCUUUCGAGGAGGCCUUUGCUGGGAAGCCGUUCUUCGAGACGCUAGAGCCUUACAUCCUGGACGGCGAGAUCGAAGAGGUGCCACCGGAUGUCCUCAAGGACCUCAUCACAUUCUACGCCUCAGUGGGCCGCGGCCCGCAGGUCGAAGAAAUGAUCUGUCGUCUUAGCACUGACACUCUGGACAUCAACGAUGUGACAACCAUCUGUCAGCAGUAUAUGCUGUACGACGCACUGAUUCACGUCUGGACGCAGACCAUUGGCGACUUCAUCACCCCGCUCACCAACAUCCUGGAUCUUAUCAAGCUCAUCGAUUUCAAUCUUGAUGACUCUGACAAUGUUCUUGUCGUCUCAGCCAGGAAACUCUUCCCGUAUCUUUCGUACACAUUCACUGGACGCUUCUACCCCGGUGGCGCAUCUAUGGAUGAUGAACAAGCAUACAGCGCCAAAAAGGACAUGUACAGAUUUCUGUUCUCAGGCAAGAACCUUCAAUGGCCUCCUGGCUCAGGUCCGGUGCUCCUAACGCGGAACGACAAUAGCUCAGAGCCAUCCUUCCCGUACCUGCAUCUCAUACUCGAGUUCGACGCAUCGAGCUUCAUGAGCAUGCUGAACGAAGCGUUUGAGGAUAGUUUCUUGAAUGGCGAAGCCGAAACAGCAAAUGGCACGCAGACGAAGGGGAAGACGCUCACACCAACCCGCCAGUACAUUGUCAACAUACUGCUCGGUAUAAUGACGCCCGAGGACUUCAGUGCUGAAGACAUCAUCUACUUCUACAUGUUUGUUGCCCGAAAUCUGCCAAAGUACCCACAGUAUAUCAUGCUUCCUGGAAGCUCCCUUCACCGGAUCCUUGUCGGUCUGUGCAACUACCCUACAGAUGUUGUGAAGGACGACUGUCAAUUGUCUGUCGAGUAUCUGCUCACGAUAUACCAUCCGCCAAAUCUGCAAACCCUUGUCCCCAUGUUCGAGACGGCCGGCUUCCAUCGCGUCCUGAAGUCUGUGUACCGUAGCGCCCAGCAGUAUGCCAAGCUGCUCGAAACCUAUCUGGUGGACAGCGAGGACGGGGAGGCAGUGUUCGGUUGCAUCAGCGACAUCCUCAGGCCAAGCAAAGGGCUAGCCAAGAAGCAGAUCAGUGAGGUCAAGCAGGUCAUUGUGGGCCGCGCGGAGGACCUCGUCGCUGUAGGUGCUGAGCAGACAGCGGUCACACUAAGACUGUAUGCACCUGACCUUCUGGGACCUGUUCUAGACGCUAUUGAGGAGGAUCGGGAUGCCCAGUAUCAUUAUCUUAGGGCUCUAAUUGAACCUGAGCAGACACAGUCAGGCGAAGCUGCUGCCAUCGACGAGAGUCUUCCGUCCGGGUUUGUCGAGCGUUACGUCCAGCUCAUGUGUACGUACAACAGCAGUCACGUCGCAGACUUUCUUGACCCCAUCUUGCCCGCUUUGGAGAAGAGCGGGGUAAUCGAUGCGGCAGUCGUACUUCUGGCACGCGAUGGCUUGGUGAAGGAGGCUAUGGAUCGCCUUGUCAAGCAUCUCGGCACACUCGAAACCGCACUCACUGGUCUCAUUGCCGCCUCGGCAGACAGUCCUGAUGCCGCAAAUGCCGAAGAAACUGCACGUGGCCUGCUCGAAGAUAUUCAGAAAUAUGUCAAAGCCGGGAUCUGGCUCAGUCAAGGCCAAACGAAAUCGACUGCACACACCGCACCUGUCGUUGACAGACGAACGUGGGCAUACGGGGACAUCGAAGAAGAAGACCUGGCCCUCGACGAACUUCUUUGGCUCGAUCUCAUCUCCACAGUAGUCAAGCUAAUCAAGGAGACAUCAGCUGCCAUAACCGACGCAGCCCUUCCCACGGCCUCCACCGAAAGUCUUGACACCACAAACAUCACCAAACAGCUUCGCGACUCGGUACAACAGACCUUCUCCGCUCUGCUUGCUUCUACAACGAUCCCUCCUACAAAAUCCGCCACUCGGCCCCCAACGACCAGUCGCCCAGUCUUGAGUCGCGCAACGAGCCAACCCCAGACCCACCCUUCUUUCCUCCGCAUCCUCCGCGCUUUCCUCCACCGCGCAUCAACUACCUACUCCCCAUCACUCACUCACCUGCGCUCCGUCUUAUCCGAGAUCUUUACCGCCUACACAUUCGAACAGCGCAUUCUGCAGCUUGCAAACAGCUUCCUCGACAAGGAAGGCUUCGCACACGUCGAGGAAAUCGCCGCGCGACGCAAUCGCGGAUGGCGCCCAAGAGGGCAGGUCUGUGAAGGGUGCAGGGGACGGACCUGGGGUCCUGGCGCGGGCAGUAGCGUCUGGGAUGCCUGGGAACGAUCGGAAGAAGCUAGGGUCAAGAAGAGGGCGGAGGAGGAAGAUGCGAGGUGGCAUGCAGAGAGGAGGGGCAGUCAGAAGGGGAAGCAGAAGAGUGCUAGUCAGAGCGAGGACGAGGCGGAGGACGGAGAAGGCGAGGGGAAGGGGAAGGGGCCGCUGGUUGUUUUUGCUUGUCGACAUUUGUGGCAUAAGAGCUGUGUCCGUCUUGUGUGGAGGGACCCUGAUGGGUGGAUGUUUAGGUUUUGA